Engraulis encrasicolus (European anchovy) is the source of this 4086-nucleotide messenger RNA. RefSeq names its product kelch-like protein 6. NCBI's taxonomy places the organism in Eukaryota, Metazoa, Chordata, Actinopteri, Clupeiformes, Engraulidae. Gene Ontology annotation, molecular function: protein binding. The coding region runs from base 455 to 3064 and encodes 869 amino acids. The record is from RefSeq and is a predicted model, not a curated record. The transcript is spliced from 14 exons.
ACUCGCACCAGGCAGUCGGUUUGCUCACAUCGCAUCGGUGUAAGUGCGGAUACGCGAAGUGCGCGUCCCGAGGCAGCUGUCAACUCCCUCGCCGUGGACAACUUAUUGUUUGAGUUCUACGCCGUGUCAGGAGACCAUACCUGCUCGCUACGAAGGACAAGUGCAAUCAGCCGUGUCAUACUUUUUUUUUCAUCCCGCUGCACAGAGAAGCACCACUAUGUUACGUGCCCAGUGAGGAGAGUCUUUUAUACAGUAUCGGAGACGGUGUUACGAGGCAGGGACGAGGACCGAGGAGCUUCCAGCAGCAACUCACAAAGAUACAAUGAAUACCAGCACAAGCAGCUCAGUGGGACAGAGAUAACUAUACAUGGGCAACUAGAACACCACUACAAAACCAAGAAAGGCAGAGCUGCAUCGCGUGUGUGUGUGUGAGUGGCCGUGAGGAGACAGCGCGAUGUCUCGUCACGUGCACAGGUUCGAGCGCGGGGAUUACGGCCGUGGAGGCCCAUGGGAACGGCGCGAGCGGCACCCUCUGCCCCUGCACAACGGGGUGUGCAGCCCCGCCACUCCCCCCAUCGCCAACGGCAACAACCGUCCGGGCCUGCUCCCCUUGCCCCUCCCGUCCCUGCUGCCCACCCCCGUCACUAUUGCCGUGACGUCCAGCGCCAGCCCCCCCGACCUGACGCACAAACGCAACGGCCUGCCCGUGGCCAGCUCUCCUCACACCGUCAAGGCAUCAGGCCUUUCCCCGGGGGACUCCCAGGCUCCAGGCCUCCUACUAGCCCCAGGGGUGCGGUGGGGCCAGACACCCAUCAACCAGUCCACGCCCUGGGACACAGACGAGCCACCCGUCAAACAGCACAGAGACACAGAGCCAACGGGUCCCCCGUGGGCGCCCCCGGUGGUGUCGGUGAGUCAGCCUGUGGGCCUGCUGACCCACUCCUACAGCCUGCCCCAGCCGCCCUCCUACAGCCAGGGCGCCUCGGUCCAGUCGCCCGUCAUGGCCUACAGCCAGGCCGUGUCCGUCCAGUCCCCCGUCAUCGGCGUCACCCCGUCCAUCCACCACCCUCCCCUGGUGGCCACCGCCCACUACCAGCUGCCCCCCCACUCCACCGCCUCCCAGCACGGACCCCCGCCACCGCCACCACAUCCUCACCCACCCGCCAGCCUGCUCCUCAACCUGCCCAACCCCCCGCCCCACUACGCGGGCAGCCAGCCUCCGUUGACCACGCCGGGGCCCGCCGCGCACCCCUCGCCCCACGCCCCGGCCCCGCUCAUGGGCAACGGCCACCACCUCAGCCACCCGCACCCGCUCAUGCCCCCUCCGACCCUGCCCGCGGCCGCGCUGCCCCUCACCAACGGGCAGCCUGCGGGUCCACCCCCGGCCUCCUGCGCGCCCCCCUCGACGCCGCACUCCUCCCCGGUCUUGGCUAUCGCCGCUGGGCAGAGUAGUAGCAGCAACGGUGGUCCACACUUCUCCUCCCCCUCCUCCUCAUCCUCCUCCUCCCCCUCCUCCUCCUCCUCCUCCUCCUCCUCAUCCUCCUCUUCGCAAGAGGCCCCCAAUGGGCUACAGAUGCUACGCACUGUGGGGAUGGGCAAAUACGAGUUCACGGACCCCGGGCAUCCGAAAGAGAUGCUGAGAGAGCUGAACCAGCAGAGGAGAGAGAAAGAGUUUACAGACCUGAAAAUUAUAGUUGAAGGCAAAGAGUUUGAAGUCCAUCAAAAUGUUGUAGCGUCCUGCAGCUUGUAUUUCAAGGACCUGGUCAAAAGAUCGUCGGGAGAGACGCGGGUGGGCGAUAAGCUGGAGCUGCGUAUGAGUAGCAUCAGUGCGGAGGUCCUGGAGCUGCUGCUGGAGUUCGUCUACACCGGCUCCCUCGUCAUCGACGCGGCCAACGCCAAGACGCUCCUGGAGGCCGCCAACCGCUUCCAGUUCAACACCUUCUGCAAAGUCUGCGUCUCAUUCUUAGCAGACAAGUCACACGUGUCGGAGCUGCUGGCGGUGGUGCGUCUGCCCUUCAUCCACCCGUCCUACCUGCUAAAUGUGGUGGACAACGAGGAGCUAAUCAAGUCUUCGGAGGCGUGCCGCGACCUGGUCAACGAGGCCAAGCGCUACCACAUGCUGCCCCACGCACGCCAGGACAUGCAGACGCCAAGGACCCGGCCACGGCUGUCCGCAGGUGUGGCGGAGGUGGUGGUGUUGGUGGGGGGUCGGCAGGUGAUCGGGAUGAGCCAGCGCCCGCUGACGGCCGUCACCUGCUUCAACCCCCAGAACAGGAAGUGGUUCCCAUUGGCCAGCCUGCCCUUCUACGACCGCGAGUUCUUCAGCGUGGUCUCGGCCGGAGACAACAUCUAUCUCUCAGGGGGUACGGAGUCAGGUGUGAUGGUGUCUGACGUGUGGUGCUACAUGUCUCUGCUGGACAACUGGAACUUGGUGUCGCGCAUGACAUCACCCCGCUGUCGCCAUAGCAGCCUGGUGCAUGAUGGGAAACUCUACGCCAUCGGAGGCCUGGGUGUCGCCGGAAACCUGGAUCAUGUGGAGAGGUACGACACCAUCACCAACCAGUGGGAGUCGGUGUGUCCCCUGCCCAAGCCGGUGCACUCGGCGGCUGCCACGGUGUGUGGAGGGAAGGUGUACGUGUUCGGAGGGGUGAACGAGGCCGGGCGGUCGGCGGGAGUCCUGCAGUCCUACGUGCCCCAGACCAACACCUGGAGCUUCAUCGAGUCGCCCAUGAUAGAUAACAAGUACGCCCCAGCGGUGAGCCUGAAUGGCUUGGUGUACAUCCUGGGCGGAGCCUAUGCGCGGGCCACCACCAUCUACGACCCCUACAAGGGAAACAUCAAGGCCGGACCCAACAUGAACCACUCACGCCAGUUCUGCAGCGCGGUGAUCCUGGAUGGGAAGAUCUAUGCCACCGGCGGUGUGGUGAGCAGCGAGGGGCCGGUCCUGGGCAGCAUGGAGGUGUUCGACCUGAGCUCCAACGCCUGGACCCUACUGCAGAACCUCCCCUGCCCCCUCUUCAGACAUGGCUGCGUCGUCAUCAAGAAGUACAUCCAGAGCGGCUGACACAUAGCCGCGCGGAGAGGCGCCGUCUCAGCAUCCCCACUCCAGUCCUUUCCUCUCCUGGCCGUUUCCUUUCGGCCUCGUGCCUCAGUGUCACCCCCUCCUCCCGUGGAGGAUACUACAACAACAACAAGGUUUCCCGGGCGACAACAAGGUUUCCCAGGCAACAACAAGGUUACCCAGACAACAGAUUUUCCCAAGCCGCUGUCAAGCAGCGCAAAGACGCCUUUUAGGGUUUUUCCCUUUUUUCAGUACCCUGACUGCAAACGGGAGAGUUCAGUUGCGGAUUAUGUUUUUGUGAGAUAGUAAAUGAAAAAAAACGUAUUGUAUUGAACUGUCGGUGAUGAUGUGGAGGGAGUCCAGAGGAAGCACUGGAGGGGGGUAUUGAGAUGUGCCCAGAGAGACAACAUCAUGGACACCAGGAUGGGGCAGAAUGGACUGUGGGAUUGUCUGGACAGGGAAGGUCAAUAGACCCGGCUCAAUGGACCUGGCUGGCUUAGCUGGGCCCAAUUUAAUAUAUAUAUAUACCUUAUACAUGUGUUACAUGGGUAAACACAGUGUUGUGAGGAGGGGCAAGACACUGGCAGCCAACCACGUGAGCUUAUUUUUUGACCGCCAGCGGUUUCCAACAAUCAGAGGUUGAGUUGUGCGCAGCUAGAGUCGCGCAGCCUGGAGAAAACAAACAUUUAGCACCCAUGUAUGGCUACCCCAAACACCUCCCAAACUACUGCCAUAGCUGGAAUGGUGGCAUGUCACAGCAAAGAAUCCUACAAGACACCUCCUACAGCACCAUGGAGCAUUGGUAGCACAUGGAGCAUUGAGCAUCGGUAGAACAUCACUGACCUGCCAAUCUUCUUUUGGCCCGUCUCUUGAGUGUAAAAGGAAGUGACGUCAUCCAUCUCUUCAACUGUAUUUGGCCUCAGAAUUUCAUAAUGACCAUCACAGAGAAAUGACAUCAGACAGCCACAGUCUGUCUUAAGCUAAUGCCAUGUCCCCUCUUAUAUGAACCCUUCUAUAGCAUCUCA